AUUUGCUUCGAUGUGUCCCGAUGAAAUUUUAGAUUAUUAUGACGAUUAUGAGACAAGAUCUUAUUACACCACUUUAAUGUUGGGCGAUGUUUCAGGCUUCACUGAUUUGACGGAAAAAUACACUAAAUUUGGAAAAGGAGGACCAUCGAAAUUGACUGAAAUUUUAAAUACCUACAUUGGUUCUAUGGUCCAAGAAAUUCUCUCUCAUCGUGGUGAUGUGUUGAAAUUUUCCGGAGAUGCUAUAAUCGUAAUGUGGAAAUUACAAGAAGGAAUGUCAAUGCAGGACAUUGCAGUUGAAGCAAUGCAAACCGCCUGUGUUAUUCAGAAACAUUUUGGUACCUUUGAAACCGACGUUGGAGUGACGCUUAAAGUGAAAUUAGCAAUUGCAUCAGGAAAAACGAGUUUUACAUCAAUUGGAAAAGCUACAUUAUCCUCUUAUUAUAUCAUUACGGGGAAACCUGUUUGGGAUGUAAAAUAUGCUGAAACUUUAUGCAGAGGUGGAGAUAUUAUAGUGGCUCCGAGUUGUUGGAAAUGGGCCAAUCCUACUGAUUAUAUUUACACAAAAUUACCGGACGGAAUUCAUAUUCUCAUUUUGGCGUGUCCUGUUUUAUAUGAAAGUGCCAGUAAACGGGAUUUUGAAGAUACAACUCCUUCGGAUUCUGAACAUGAAGAAUUUCAUAGACAUGUUGAUUCUCUGAGACUUGAAUAUAAUGUUGAUUUCAUUUCAAGAUAUGACAUGAGUAUUGAAAAACAAUAUCAGACUCCUUUGGAGCAAAUUGAUUAUCGUCUUCGUCCAAAAUUGAUAAAAGUUGCAAAAAAUCGUUUGAAAAACGCACUUAGCAGUUACAUUCCAAGGCCGGUUGUUCGAUCAGUCGAAUUGGAUGAACCAAUGGAAUAUUUAACAGAAAUGAGACAAGUUGUUAUAGUUUUUGUCAACGUAAUCACGAAAAAUGUCAAUAAAAUGCGAUUAAUUCGUCUUGUCAAUCAUACGUAUACUUUAAUUUGUGAAAUCGUGAGUGAAAUGCAAGGAUGUGUGAACAAAACUUCUCUCUUCGAUAAGGAUCUUAUGUUCCUUUGCAUUUUUGGAUUACGAGGCGACAAACACGAAUUAGAAUCUCAAAUUGGUUUACGUUGUGCUUCAAAAAUAAGACAAAGUUUAAUUGAAUUGAAAAAUAUUGCAUCAGUGACUGUUGGAGUAACAACUGGAAUUACAUAUUGUGGUGUUGUUGGUCAUAUUUUAAGAAGAGAAUACACUGUGAUUGGUAUGGCUGUUAAUAAAGCAGCUCGACUUAUGUGUACUUACACCGACAAAGCAAUUUGCGACAGAGAUAGUUUUCUUCAUUCACAUUUAGAGGCGAGACAUUUUGUUUUGCAAGAAGUAAAACAACUCAAAGGCAUAACAAAUAUUGGUCCUGUUUAUGAAUUUCUAGAGCAAGCGCAAGAAUCUGGAUCAAAAUUGAUGCCAAGUAAAUAUCCUCUUCUUGGAAGAGAUGAAGAGUUAAAGAUUUUCAAAAAUUUACUUCAAAAUUUAUUGCUAUCGCGCAAUGAAAGGAGAAAUAAAAAUACGAGACCUAAUAAAAGUAUCUUAAUUGUAAGAGGUGUAUCCAGAAUAGGAAAAACAAGAUUAAUGGACGAAUUUACACAAUUAGUUCCAUCGAAUAUUUCUUUCAAUUUUAUAUCUCUUGGCUUAAACGACGGCAAGAUUCCAUUUAGACUUGUUUAUUUAAUAUUUUCUGUUACAAUGGGACUGACGGAAAAUUCAUCAGUAAAAGAUCGAAUGGAUAAAUUGCUUCAGAAUUUAUUGAAUUUUCAAGAAGUAGAAUAUUUAUGCGUUCUUAAUGAGCCAUUUAAGGUAGAUUUUAAAAUAAGUGCCGAAUUUAGAGAGCUAGAAAGAAAAGAAAAACAACGAUUCUUACGAAAAGUACUCAUUAUAUUAAUGUAUAAUUGUUUCGAAAAAUUUUGGGUUAUUUUUAUUGACGAUAUUGAAUAUGCCGAUGGAGAAUCAAUUUCUUUGUUAAAUACUCUAAUAAAAUUGGAUUUAAUUUUAUUUGUCAUUGGCUCUGGGCAAAAGGUCACAAAUCCUUAUUCAUUUCAUAAGGAAAUUAUAGAAAGAACACAGACGAUUGAUCUUUUGGGUGUGAAGAGAUGGUUUCACGCUGGUCUCGCUUGUCAGUUUCUAAAUUGCCAAGCUAUUCCGGCGGAACUUGAAAAAACAAUUCAACAAAAAAGUUUGGGCAAUCCUGGAUGGAUAGAAAGCUAUCUUGUCAGUUUAGAACAAUCAGAAGGAAUAUGCAUAAAAAAUGUAUCAAAAACUGAUGUUAUAAAUAUAGGUCUUGUAUUUCCUCCAAAAGAAAUGCUAAUAAGACAAAUACUACCAGAUGCUACAAUACCGAUAAUCAGUCAUAAAAAUGAACUUAAUCCGUGGAAAAUGUACGGCAACAGUUUUAAGGAAAGUGAUGUGGAAGUUGAAAAGAACAAAUUGGAAGUGGAUGAAAAAUUAAUCACAGUUUGUGUUUUGACAAAAAAAUUUGCCACUGAAGAUUUAGGCACUGAAGAUUUAGGCACUGAGGUAACAAUAGAUGUGAUAAUUCUGAAACUUUUUGACUCAUUAAGUCCACUUGAUCAACUUCUUUUAAAAUGUGCUGCUGUCUUGGGAGAGACUAUCGAUCGAAAAAUGAUGGAAAGUUUAAUGCAUGGCAUAGCUCAAAGAGAAAUUGCAAUUACUGUUUCAAAAUUAUUUGAAAUGAGAUUAUUGGGAUGUGCUGUCGGCGAUUUUAACCGAAGUCCUGGGCCUCUAAUAUUUUUUAAAAAUUUGCAAGGUUCAAUUUUUGAUAUCGAAGUUCGAUGUGGUUGCUUAGGAUUUGAAAUUGAUGAAUCCUUGGUAGAUUUACCAAAAUAUGCCUCGUGUCGAUUAAUGCGAUUCAAAAUGACUUUACUUCGAGAAACAACUUACAAACUUCUGACGGAAAAUCAAAAGGUCGAAUUCCAUAAUAAGGCAUUAAAAUAUCUUCAAAGAACAACAAGACGUUGUGUUUCGUGUGGCGAGGGAAGAUUUGCAAAACUCUUGGGCGAAACAACAGUGGAAGAAACAAUUCCUCGUGACACUUUAGAUGUGAUUGAUCAUCUACUGGAAACUCAGUCCUAUUCUCCUAAUCCAUCAAGAGCACUUUAUAAUAACACUAAACGACGAAAAACAAUGACAAGAAAAUUGGCAACGUCCUGUUUAACAAUUUGCAAAUCAGUUGAAAAAGUUCCAACACGAUCAUUUUCUCAAAUGGAUUUUAGUAAUUGUCAAUGUAACAUGAUUCUUUUAACAGUUUAUUCUCAAAUGGUGGACCAUUGUCGGGGAAUGGGUAUGAAAAGUAAAUUAUUAACAGCAAUUCUUGAAUUUACCGAUGUUUGCAUAUCCACUUGUAAUAUUCCUCAAGCUCGAAAAUUAGUUAAUGAAGGAGAAUUAAUUUUAGAAGAGAUGUACGGAACCAUAAAAGAUGGUUUAAUAACUCUACCCUAUUUAAAGGGUAAAAUUUAUACAUUACAAGGAAGAUGUUUUCUUGAAAGUGGUCUUAUAACCGAGGCUGAAACUUGUUUUAAUUUGGCUGUGAAGACAAUGGGAUAUUAUUUUCCAAAAAGUCGAAUUAUGAUUAAAACAAAAACAGCAAUAAUGCUUAAAAAAUUAAAGAAAAUUCUCACUUGGUUUAGACCAUGUAAAGUGGGAAUUUUAGAUGGCAUCGCAGCUGAUUAUGUCGAUCAAUUCGCCAAUUGUCUCGCCCAAAUGUUCAUUAUAUUCAGGUUGAAAGGAAUGUUUAUUCAUGCACAUUUGGCUGCAAUUUGGGGAUUAAUUGUUGCUCUUGAAUCGAGUAAAGAUUUUUUUGUUCUCUGCACUGCUUACGCUAAUGUGAUGGUCACGGCUAAUUAUAUCGAUCUCGGAAAUAUUAUUUCACAUUUGGAAAAUGAUGGCUUGAGAAUUUGUAGUCAAAGAAAAGAUGCUCUUGAAUUGCAAGAAUUGAAAGCAGUGGGUGAACUUUAUUCGGGAAUAUUCUCCUCUCGAUGGCUACGUGGAAUGACUUUGAAAUCUUGCAAUUUAGGAUUUAUUGGAAACAGAAUUGCUGCGACUGUUCGAUCAACUAUUUUACAAUUAACAAUAUUGCCAAGACUUAUUCAAGUUAUGUUAGUAACUUGUCGAAAUGAUGAAGCUAUUUAUUUAUUAAACGAAAUGGAAAUGAUUUCCAAUAGCGAUAUGGAUAAAUCGGGAAAAACUUGGUAUUAUGCACUUUGUGUUGAUGUUCUUUUAGAAGCAAGUAUAACAGUUAUUCCAUUUUAUAAAUGUGAACAAUUUUUUCAAGAAGAAAGUGAUACUAUGUUAAAUUUGAGAGAUCCAGAGGCAGAAAGACGAUUUUUUACUUGCAUGUGGCUUUGGUAUGUGAGAGGAGGUGAUUGGGAAAUUGCAACAGUUUGGAAAAAUAGAAGAGUUGCUAAUACCGAUGUUAUAAUGGAUGGACAUACAAUUUCAUCAGCAAUUACAAUUUUAAAAAGAGUUGAAGGCUUAUUGAUACUUUAUGUAAAUAAAGUUGAUAAUAGAAAUGCAGAAGCAGCAGCUGAAACUCUUGAAGAGAUACGAGAAUUAUUUAAAUUUCUCAAAAAAUUGCAAAAAAUUAUCAAAGUUCUUUGCUGCAGAUAUUAUUUAAUGAGAGCUUAUUACUUCAUGGUUCGUUUUCAAAUAAAAAAGGGCUUCAAUCUUUUGAAAAAAACCAAAAAAUUGGCCAAUAAAUAUCAACUUCUUUUGUUAUAUAAAUGGGCCGAUCACAACGAAAAGGCUUGGGCUGGUUCCUUAAGUGAAGUUCAAAGAGAUUCUUGGAUGGACAAAAGAAUUUCAGGAUCAUUUACAUAUUUACUAAACGGACAUGCAAAGGACACAAUACUACCUUACACUUUACCUAUACCAAAAUUUAUGCAAUAGAUUUUAUUGUUUUUAACGAAAGAUUAAAAUCAAAUUUAUCAUAAAAGUUAAAAAUAAUUUAGUUUUAUGUAUUUGUAUUAUUAGAAAAUGUGAUUUUUAAAAAAAAAUAUUAUUUAAUUUAAAACAAUAUUUAAAUAUUUGUAUUUCAUUUAUUUACAAUCUCAAUAGAAUUAUUAUUAAUUAAUAAUUCAGAUAUUAUUCCAAUUA
This is a messenger RNA of Leptopilina boulardi, 5164 nucleotides long. RefSeq names its product adenylate cyclase type 10-like. The record is from RefSeq and is a predicted model, not a curated record. Gene Ontology annotation, biological process: cyclic nucleotide biosynthetic process; intracellular signal transduction. Gene Ontology annotation, cellular component: cytoplasm. NCBI's taxonomy places the organism in Eukaryota, Metazoa, Arthropoda, Insecta, Hymenoptera, Figitidae. Gene Ontology annotation, molecular function: adenylate cyclase activity. The transcript is spliced from 29 exons. The coding region runs from base 11 to 4957 and encodes 1648 amino acids.